Messenger RNA from Propithecus coquereli (Coquerel's sifaka), 829 nucleotides. It is a transcript of the gene IL36RN, whose product is annotated as interleukin 36 receptor antagonist. Gene Ontology annotation, biological process: inflammatory response to antigenic stimulus; cellular response to lipopolysaccharide. Gene Ontology annotation, molecular function: cytokine activity; interleukin-1 receptor binding. NCBI's taxonomy places the organism in Eukaryota, Metazoa, Chordata, Mammalia, Primates, Indriidae. The transcript is spliced from 5 exons. The record is from RefSeq and is a predicted model, not a curated record. The coding region runs from base 66 to 533 and encodes 155 amino acids.
CUCCGCAGUUUCCCCGCAGGAGAAAGCAGUAUUCCAAGGGGCAUCUACACACUGUGGAGCUCAAGAUGGUCCUGAGUGGGGCUCUGUGCUUCCGAAUGAAGGAUUCAGCAUUGAAGGUGCUUUAUCUGCAUGAUAACCAGCUUCUAGCUGGAGGGCUGCAUGCAGGGAAGGUCAUUAAAGGUGAGGAGAUCAGCGUUGUCCCCAAUCGAUGGCUGGAUGCCAGGCUAUCCCCAGUCAUACUGGGCGUCCAGGGAGGGAGCCAGUGCCUGUCGUGUGGGACGGGGCAGGAACCGACCCUGACAUUAGAGCCAGUGAACAUUAUGGAGCUCUACCUCGGUGCCAAGGAAUCCAAGAGCUUCACCUUCUACCGGCGGGACAGGGGGCUCACCUCCAGCUUCGAGUCGGCCACCUACCCGGGCUGGUUCCUCUGCACAGCGCCUGAAGCCGACCAGCCUGUCAGCCUCACCCAGCUUUCUGAGAAUGCCGAUUGGGAUGCUCCGAUCACGGACUUCUACUUCCAGCAGUGUGACUAGGGCUUCGUGCCCCCCAGAAUCCCCUAGGCAGAGCCAGCUUGGGCAGGAGAUUGGUGUAGAAGGAGACCUGUGGGCGACCACCCCUCUGCUCUCAGGGCCCCUACCUCUGGCUUGCUGGGCACCAACUACUUCUCCUGGUUCCUAGUUUGGGUAAAUUCUGAGAUUUGAGCCUCAGUCCACAGUUACCUCCCCCAUUGGGUGUUGCUACUGGUGUGGAAACUUGUAAAAACUGCAUGGGACAAACUGGGAGACACAUAAAAAGAUUUAAAGGGGGUGGGGUGGGGGGAGUGGUGGGA